This is a messenger RNA of Colletotrichum navitas, 916 nucleotides long. RefSeq lists its product as uncharacterized. The transcript has 2 exons. Lineage: Eukaryota; Fungi; Ascomycota; Sordariomycetes; Glomerellales; Glomerellaceae. Bases 386 to 664 code for a protein of 92 amino acids. The record is from RefSeq and is a predicted model, not a curated record.
GUACGGUAUACGGAUACAACAACCUAUAAGCGUUGGCUGAUAUCAUUCUGGCUGCAUGCGUCAGAUACGAGUUCUGGAUGUCUGACCCAGUCUCCAGAGUUCUGGUCGGUGGCGGCGAGCGAGUCGGCAGCCCUGCCUCGACGGCGUUGGACUAGCGCUGCCGUCUUUGGUCUUUGGACGGUUUCACCGCACACUCAAAAUGAACAGCGGCAACGACGGGCAACUCCGCGAUCCCAGCGGUGGGUGGGUACGUGCAUUCGCCAGUUGGGUUUGCGGUUCCAUUCGUACGGUUGGUAAGGUAGGUAGUAUGUAUACACUACUGCUAGAGGGUAAUAGAUGGGUGUCUUAUCUGUCUUAGUCCCCUCACAAACUCACGGCGGUUGAUAUGUCCCCUCUUGAUUUAUCAAUAAACCGUGGCAAUGCAGAAAACAGGCGAGCCAAAGGCAGGGCAAAGAAGGCAAUCUCAUCCAAGACAGGACAAAACGAGGCCAAGCCGGGCUAUCAGGGAUGGGGAGGGGGAUCAACUUGUUUGAGUCGGGGGCCCCUACAUGUCUCGGUGAUGAUGGCUCGACAAAGAAGCAAACAUGAUGGAAGGCUGGAAACGCCCCAAAACGACAUGGCACAUUGGCAAGCUCCCCUUGCCAGGCCUAACGCGGAUGCUUAGAAAGCCAAAGGCACGGCAGCGCACCUAAUCUACACGUAACGGAUGGGUUGGCAACCCUACCCAGUGCAGACCAAAAGAGAGAUGCCACCCGUGACUAUCAAUUACCCACCCAUCCACCCACCACCCAUUGUGUGCUUGUUCGGCUCUGGCAUCCGGUCAAAGCUCCUCUCCGUGCCCCCCUUAGUUGAUAGUACGCGCAGACUGUUUGACACAGAGAAACUCUUCUGGCUUCCGGAAACGCCGUCGUUGAAU